Messenger RNA from Alternaria hordeiaustralica, 1443 nucleotides. RefSeq lists its product as uncharacterized. The record is from RefSeq and is a predicted model, not a curated record. NCBI's taxonomy places the organism in Eukaryota, Fungi, Ascomycota, Dothideomycetes, Pleosporales, Pleosporaceae. Gene Ontology annotation, molecular function: transmembrane transporter activity. The transcript has 4 exons. Gene Ontology annotation, biological process: transmembrane transport. Bases 1 to 1443 code for a protein of 480 amino acids.
AUGGCCCAUCCCGCUAGUUUGCACGAAGAGCUUAGAAAGGAUGCCUCACCUUCAGCCUCUGGAGGCAACGAGUACGCAGAUUCCGAGGAGAACUAUAAGCCCAAAACGCUCAAGUUUUGGCUCGUCAUCAUCUCGAUCUAUCUGGCCUUCUUCCUUGUCGCCCUCGACCGCAUGAUCAUUGUCAUCAUCGGUCGCGCAAUCGCUGGUAUUGGUGCAGCUGGACUUCAAUGUGGUGCGGUCAUGAUCAUUGUACCUCUCGUGCCAUUGCGAAGGCGACCCAUCUUCACUUCUUUUCUCGGUCUCGCAUUUGGAGUGUCAUCUGUGUUGGGGCCUUUCGUUGGGGGUACCUUUACGGACAACCCUACCUUGACGUGGAGAUGGUGCUUCUACAUAAAUCUCCCCAUCGGUGCCUUGACGUUCGCAUGCAUAUUCUUCUUUCUGGAUCUUCCUUCCACGCCUAAAGAGAAGCUGUCCAUUCUCGCUCAGCUCAAGCGCCUCGACCCAAUAGGUCUUCUAUUCUUCGUACCAUCCAUGGUAUGCCUUAUCCUCGCUCUUCAGUGGGGAGGUACGACCGAUGCCUGGUCAGCACCGAGGAUCAUCGGCCUGCUCGUCACAUUUGCAAUUACUUUCAUCGCAUUCCUGGUUGUGGAGUUUACGAUGCCGGAUACAGCCAUGGCCCCGCCUCGGGUCAUCUUGAACCGUUCGAUGGGCGGUGCUAUGCUGUUCAUCUUUCUCCUCGCCGGCGGUAUGAUGAACACUGUAUACUACAUCGCCAUUUGGUUCCAGGCAGCCCAGGGCCAGUCUGCCAUGCAGGCCGGUGUACGCACGAUACCGUUGUGCACAUCGCUUAUUGUCUUCGGCAUUGUUACAGCAGUGAUAACUCAGAAGAUCGGAUAUUAUGUCCCUGCUAUGCUCCUUUCGGCCGUUGUCGCAUCAAUCGCCAGUGGCCUCCUUUCUACACUUACGCCGGAUUCGAGCGCUGGUCAAUGGAUUGGUUAUCAGAUCUUCUACGGGUGCGGGCUUGGCUUUGGGGCUCAAACAGCGAACUUGGUGCCGCAGACUAUUCUGCCGCGCUCAGAUGUUUCCCUCGGCAUGGCGAUGAUCUUCUUCCUAAAUCAACAGGGUGGUGCUAUCUUCCUUGCUGUUGGACAAAAUCUUUUCUCGACUCAGCUCGUCAAGCAACUAUCGGGAAACUCCAAACUCGAUACUGAACUCAUCAUCAACACCGGUGCAACAGACCUCCGAAAAGUGGUAGCGGCGAACGAGAUCGAUACGGUGGUAUCGGCGUACAGCUACUCAAUAACUCGGACGUUCCUGCUAGCAGCAGCACUCAGCGCUUGCACCAUCAUUGGAGCGUUGAUGGUGGAAUGGAGGAGCAUCAAAGAACGUGCGGGAAAGCCAGCAAAACAAGCGUCAAAAGAUGUAGAGAAAGAGGCUGCUUGA